Molecule: messenger RNA, 4346 nt
Organism: Octopus sinensis (East Asian common octopus)
Lineage: Eukaryota; Metazoa; Mollusca; Cephalopoda; Octopoda; Octopodidae
Product: cilia- and flagella-associated protein 57-like
Molecular function (GO): protein binding
Source: RefSeq, a predicted model, not a curated record
GAAAGGCAAAGUCGACCUCGGCGGAAUUUGAACUCAGAACGUAACGGCAGACGAAAUACCGCUCAGCAUUUUGCCCGGUGUGCUAACGUUUCUGCCAGCUCGCCGCCUUAACCUGGUGCCUCGAGAGAUACAUCAUUCAUAUCCGGUUCAAAUAUAGAAGAUAAAUUUCGUUAUUUUUAUAUGACUAUAUAUAUAUGUAUCAAUAAUUACUGCCUAUGAUAUUAUAUUAUAUCUAGAAAGAUGGUUAUCGCGACAGCCUCUGUAAAGCAUAUUUUCGGCUUGAAUUCGGAUGUUGCUGGGAACCUAUGUUACCAAGAUGAACAAAAAGUUCUUUAUACCUGUGGCUCAUUCUACGUGGUAUAUAAUAUCGACCAGAAAUCGCAGAAAUGUAUUGUCGCAUCAGAAACGGGUCUUGGAAUCUCUUCUUUUGUCAUCAGUUCCAACCGAAGAUAUAUAGCCAUUGCCGAAGUAGGGGAUGACAAAGGACCUAUUUUAUCGAUUCAUGACAUCCAUGCUAACAGAAAAAGAAAAACUUUAAUGGCUACUUCAAGCGACCAAAUUGUCCAGGCCACGGAAUAUAAAAGCCUCGCUUUUUCACCUGAUUCUAAAUAUCUCGCCGCUCAUACGGGUGGUCCCGAUUGGGUUUUACAAUACUGGGCAUGGGAAAAAUCAAAACUUUUGACCUUUAUACGUACAGUUAACCCUCAAUCCAAACCUAUUAUUUAUCAAGUGUGUUUUAAUCCACAAGAUAAUACCCAUAUCGGCGUGAUUGGUAACGGCGUAUUGAGGAGUUUCCGCUACUCAGAAGGUAAUCUGAAGCCGUUUAAUUUCCCUAAAAUCGAGUCCCAAAAUUUCACCUGUUUCACAUGGAUAUCGGACGAACGUUUACUUGUCGGUACUGAUAAAGGGAAGGUUCUCGUGAUUGAAUCGGGCGAGUCCAAAGCAGAAUUCAACCCGCUCAGUGACGCAUUUUUAGAAUCAAGAUCUAAAGAUUCCCAAUCGAAAGAAUUAGUUCGUUACAUUACUAAAGACGAAUUCAAAGACCAGUCAACAGAGGUGUCGGCUAUCGUGGCCUAUUCAAAAGGGUUCGCUUGUGCAUGUGGUGUGGGCACCGUUCAUUUGUUCGAACGUUCAGAAGAAAAAGAACUUUACAAAAAGACCCGAGAAGUGCUAAUUCCUGUAGAUAAUAGUGUUACUUUACCUAACAGUAGUACCUACAAGCAAAUAAUAACAUGUAUGACGAUCAGCCCAUCAGAAGAAACCUUAGUGGUUAGCAGUAACACCAACCAGAUUUACAGCAUCGCUUUAUCAUCGACUGAUCUAAGGCCCGGGGGUCAAAGGUUACUGAAUUUCGAGCUUCUAGCUCAAAGUUUCCACUCUAAUGUUGUCACUGGUCUUGAUAUUUGUGCACGCAAACCAAUUGUCGUCACAUCUUCACUCGAUCGCAGCAUCCGUAUUUGGAACUUCGAAACUUGCUCGCAGGAAUUAUUCAAGGAGUUUUCAGAAGAGAUAUGCAGCGUUGCCCUUCAUCCAUCUGGUCUGUAUAUCUUGGUGGGUUUCACUGAUAAACUUAAACUCAUGAAUAUUCUUAUUGACGACAUCAAACAAUUUCAAGAGUUUCCAUGUAAGAACUGCCGCGAAUGUGCUUUUAGCAAUGGCGGACAUCUUUUCGCGGCUGUCAACGGUAAUGUAGUCCAGAUUUAUUCGACCGUGACAUUUGAACUCAUUAUCAACCUUAAAGGUCACAAUAAACUAGUUAAUUCCGUUGUUUGGAGCCCCGAUGACAGCAAAUUAGUUUCGUGCGGGGGAGACGGAGCUGUGUAUGAAUGGGAACCUCUUACAGGAAAACGAGUCGGUGAGAAUAUUCUGAAAACAUGCGUUUAUAGCACUGUGACGAUAUCGCCUGAUGGUAAAACCGUCUACGCAGUCGGCAACGAUAAUAAAUUAAAAGAAAUAAGCGAUUCGCAGGUUUUUCACCAAGUCGAAGCAGGCGACGUGACUUUGACCAGUGUCUCUCUUUCACACACUGGUCGAAUGCUGUUUGCCGGAACCAGCAAUGGUUGUUUAUGGAGUCUGAAGUUUCCGCUUGGGUCGAGUGGAGAAUGGCAAGAGUAUAAAGGCCACAGGAGUAAAAUAACGAGAAUGAGAGUCACUUUCGAUGACCAAUAUCUUGUCAGUGUGUCGGAAGAUUCCACUGUAAUGGUUUGGCAAAUCCAAGAUAAAGACAGCCGUGGCAUCAAGCGUGAUAAGGAUUCCCUGCGAUGUGUUUACGCGGACGAGAUUCUUAUAACAAAAAGUGAUCUGGAAGAGAAAAAUGCUAUCAUGUCAGAAUUGAGAACCAGAGUAAACGAAUUGGGAAUGGAAAAUGAAUAUCAACUAAGAUUAAAAGACAUGAAUUACAAUGAGAAAAUCAAAGAACUCACCGAUAAGUUCAUUCAGGAAAUGGAAUCGCUGAAAACUAAAAACCAGGUUCUGAAAACUGAGCGAGAUAAGCAGGAAGCGAAACACGAAGAACAAUUAACAGAAAUUAUGCAAAAACACGCCAAAGAGCUUCAAGAUUUGGAGUCUGCAAAUAACCAAAAAUUAAUGCUGGAAUAUGAAAAGUACCAAGAACUCCAAACUAAACUGAUGAAAAUGCAAGAGGAAAAUGAACACCGCUUGCAAGAAAUGGACGAAUCGAAGAAAAAUGCUUUAAAUGAAAUGGAAGAAAAAUUUGAAAGUAAACGUCUUGAAAUGGUUUCGAAACUGCAUCAGUCCCAGGAGGAAAAUCGCCGUAGACAGAAAGAGGAAGAACUCACGAGGAAAAUGAUGGAAGAAGAUGCAGAUAUUGAAAUCUUGAACAUAAAAACAGAUUUGGGGGAGUUGCGCCGGGAAAAGGAUUCUAACGUAAAGUUGAAAAGCGAGAGCGGAAUUCUGAAACAGAAGUUUUCCACGUUGCAGAAGGACAUCGAUGAACACAAAGAAGCCAGUCGCAAAUAUCAAGACGAAAUCAAUAAGUUGAAUACGGUUAUUCGUAAUUUAGAGAAAGACAUUUUAGGUUUAAAAAAAGAGAUCUUGGAGAGAGACGAAACUAUACAAGACAAAGAGAAACGUAUUUAUGACCUGAAGAAGAAGAACCAGGAACUGGAAAAAUUCAAAUUCGUUCUGGAUUAUAAGAUAAAAGAAUUGAAAAAGCAAAUCGAACCUCGAGAGGACGAAAUUAAACGAAUGUGCUCUCAAAUCCAAGAGAUGGAGAGUGAAUUGGAACAAUCUCGAAAGUCUAACAUCAGUUUGGAGUUGAAGAUAACCGACUUGAAGCAGAAACACAACGCUACAUCAAAGGCUCUGUAUCAAAAGGGACAAUUGGUAAAAGAUACCGAAGCUCUGGUGAUGCGUUUCAAAACGGAUUUACAUCGCUGCGUCAUUUAUAUUCAGGAACCGAAGUGUCUUAAAGAAAGCAUCAAGUGUUUGUACCGGAAAUAUGUACAGGACGACAUCACGGAAACGGUCAGUGUGGACGCUGACAUACAAAAGGAAGAACAUCGCCAACGAGAGCAUUUAAAUCAUACGGUGACUUCUCUGAAGAGAAAACUUGUGACUGAUUCCAGAAUACACCGAAAGGAGAAUGUCAAGAUCAUGCAAGAGAAUGUGCAUCUUAUCAAAGACAUAAACGAUCUACAACUGGAACUGAAGUCGUGCCGCACCAAUAUACACGAUCUUGAAGCGGCCCUCGGUAUGCACAGCAAGUCAUUUAAGAGAAGCGCAAGCAUGAACGAUUGGAGGAAGGACCCAGUCGAACUGCUGGCUGCCAUGGCUAAUAAAUCUCCCAGCGCCAUUCAGCACAGCGAAUUGAUGGAAUGCAAGCGGAUGCUGGAAAUUCAAAGAGACGAGAUCAAACGCUUGCGUCAAGAACUGGAGACGCGGCCGCAGUCGUCGGGGACUCCGAAGUUGCCACCCGUCUUAAAGGCCAACGACGAAGAUGAGGCAGUGAUAAAGAGCGAUAGUCCUCUCGGCCAUAACAACUGACGCUUUGAUUAAUGGUGAUGAGAUGAUGAUGAUGAUGAUGAUGAUGAUGAUGAUGAUGAUGGUGGGGAGGGUUAUGAUUGAUUACAUUGAUACCUGUGCUCAACUUGUUCUGAUUUCAUGGAACUCGAAAGGACGAAACGCAAACUCGACAUCAACGGAGUUUUAACGCAGAACCUAAAGAACCGGACGAAAUGCCGCUAAACGUUUCAUAUGCGAUGCUCUGCUGAUUCCAUUACCUUUCCCUGUCCUAACAAGAACAAUAUGUAUGCAAAAGCAUAACAAGAAAACAUUAAUACAAACAACACAAAUCUACUUCUAAUCGUUUCAUUUAAAAUUAUUCA